GAUCUUCCUCGGGUCAUUAUUUCAGGAACGAGGUGAAAAACUCGUCAGUGGCGGCGGUGGUAGGGCGCGCUGGCGGUGUGAACCAUGGCGCAUCCUACUUCCUCGAAGAAAGGAAAUGUAGCCAGAAAUCACCGUAUUAGCAGCAGAAACGGGGCCGAGCGGUCGGCGUACUUCGCCAGGAGGGAGGCGGCGGGGGUAUUGCGGCGGGUGAUCCAGGACGACGCCGCCCGCCGCGCCACUGCUUCCAUCAAAUCCCUCGUUUACUCUCCCUCUGUACGCAAUAAGAAAGCUACCUUCGCCCUUGUCUGCCAAACCCUCAAGUGUCUACCAGUUAUUAAAGAUGUUUUAGUUGCAACUCAAAUUCUAAAUAACAAGUGGAAGAAGCAAGCAGAACUGGUAUAUGUGACUCUCUAUGAUAUUCUGUUUGGCCAGGAAAUAGCAAUGACUGGUGCAGUUGAGAAAUUUCUUACCCUUCACAAAAAUAAGCUAGAAUAUGCUUUGGCAAAGAUUUGUGCAAAACGGAAAGUCAAGAAGAUUGAAGAUUUACUCCAAAAUAAUUGUGUUCCUGUUGCUUGUAAACCAAGGUAUAUACGGAUAAACACACUCAAAGUGGAUGCAGAAGUUGUGAUGCAAGAGUUAGGAAAAACAAAUAUAAUGGUUUCAAGGGAUGACAUUAUUCCAGAAGUUCUAUCACUUGCAUCCGGUAUUGAUUUGCAUGAUCAUCCUUUAGUUUGUAAUGGAAGCAUCUUUUUACAGGGAAAAGCAAGCUCGAUGGUGGCAGUUGCUUUAAAUCCUAUACCAGGCUGGAAGGUUCUUGAUGCUUGUGCGGCUCCUGGAAACAAAACCGCCCAUCUUGCAGCACUUAUGAAAGGGCAGGGUAAAAUCAUAGCAUGUGAGUUGAAUGAGGACAGACUUAAAACUUUAGAAGAGACAAUUAGACGAUCCGGAGCUUCUAAUGUGGAUGUCAUGCAUGGUGAUUUUUUGGACAUAAAUACGACAGCUCCUCUCUUCAAAGAGGUCCAUGCCAUUCUAUUAGACCCAUCAUGUUCUGGAUCUGGAAUUUCAGCAGAAAGAUUAGAUCAUCUUCUUCCAUCUUAUGAAAAAGGCGAGGAUGCUGAUGCUUGCAAGAGUGACAGAGUAAAGAAGCUUGCUGCUUUUCAAACAAAAGCUCUUUUGCAUGCACUCUCAUUUCCUGCAGUCGAAAGAGUUGUGUACAGCACAUGCUCAGUUUACCAAACAGAGAAUGAAGAUGUGAUUAAAUCAGUCCUCCCUUUUGCAAAGUCGCUCAACUUUGAAUUGGUGUCUCCUUUCCCACAGUGGCCUCAUCGUGGUCUACCCGUCUUUGAUGGUGCCGAGCACUUGUUAAGGACCAAUCCAAAAGAAGACACAGAAGGAUUCUUUAUUGCAUUAUUUGUCAGGAAAUCUGAGAAAAUAAACAGAGGGAACAGGUCAUCUUCGGCCAAGAAGCUUAAGAGACAUAAUAGAUACAUGCCUUAUCCCUUUUGUAAACUAUCAGCAUUUUGGUUCCAUAAACGAUUGAUGAGGCAAGGAUCUAAGAAAAAUGAAGCACUGAAAUGGUAGUUAGACUACCGUGCUUAAAUCCUGAAGGCCAUCCUACUACAAUAUGUUCUUAGUGAUCGUAUUAACUUAUUGCCCAGCUAGAAUGGAGCCUUUUUUGCUCAUCUAACUGAAUUCGUUGUAAGAUGAAGCUUGUUGCAGUGGCACAGAGUUCUUUUUCUCAAGCCUCUUUCAAUUUUCAUGUCUUCGGCAUGUCUUGUAUGCCUGUGGUAAUUGCAGUUGUAGGGUGGAUUUUUAUUUUUUUAAUAACAAGUGGCUAUUUGAUACUGUUGGAUAAGUUUAGAGAUUAUUUUAGCAUUUUAUAGAUUUAAA
Zingiber officinale is the source of this 1890-nucleotide messenger RNA. RefSeq names its product 25S rRNA (cytosine-C(5))-methyltransferase NSUN5-like. The transcript is spliced from 13 exons. Gene Ontology annotation, cellular component: nucleolus. Bases 85 to 1581 code for a protein of 498 amino acids. NCBI's taxonomy places the organism in Eukaryota, Viridiplantae, Streptophyta, Magnoliopsida, Zingiberales, Zingiberaceae. Gene Ontology annotation, biological process: rRNA base methylation. Gene Ontology annotation, molecular function: methyltransferase activity. The record is from RefSeq and is a predicted model, not a curated record.